Molecule: messenger RNA, 6125 nt
Organism: Tyto alba (common barn owl)
Lineage: Eukaryota; Metazoa; Chordata; Aves; Strigiformes; Tytonidae
Gene: PODXL2
Product: podocalyxin like 2
Exons: 8
Coding region: 100-2022 (640 amino acids)
Source: RefSeq, a predicted model, not a curated record
GCGGCGGGCGGGCGCGGCGGCGAGGGGCAGAGCCCGGCGGGCGGCGGGGCGGCCCCGCUCCCCGUGAAGAGGCGGCGCGGCAGGGCAGCGGCCGCCGCCAUGCAGCCGUUGCACCGGGCCCCGGCGUUGCUGCUGCUGCUGCUUCUGGCCGCCGGGACCUUGUGCCUCUGCCUUGCCUCCUCCUCAGAGCCAACUGCUGAUGGCCUCACAUCAACUUCUCUGCUGGAGUUUGCCAUGAUGUCCCACCUGGAGGCUGUGAAUUCCCAUGAGCAAGCCAGCCCAGAGGCUGCAGAGCCUGAUCUUGCCCCUGGCUCUCUGCACGCUGCUCCAGGAUCGGGCUUUGCCAGCGAGGAGAAUGAGGAGUCCAAGAUCUUACAGCCCCCGCAGUACUUCUGGGAAGAUGGGGGAGAGCUCAACGACUCCAGCCUGGACUUGGGACCAGCAACAGAUUACAACUUUCCUGCUGCAUCUCAGAAGGCCCUGCUGAAGAGGAAUGGGACACAGGUGAAAGAGAACUGGGAAACAGCCACUGUCCAGCCACCGGCAGAAUUUGUUGAGCCUGACUUGCACACGCCUUUCUCCAGCACACUGGAGGAAGAGGAGGGCCUGCUCCCUAUAGACCACUCAAGAGGAGUGGAGAGCCUCCAGACCUCUGAGCCAGAGGUUACAUCUUCUGAGCCAGUGGGCCAAGAGGACUCCUUCCUUCUGUUUUCCACAGCUUCUGCCAGGCCAGGUAUUGUGACCGAGGCAUCCGUAGGAGGGCAAGAAGAGGACUCUGUUCCACCAGGCUUAGACCUUGGGAGCAGCAUGGGACCAGGUCUUCUGCCUGUGUCCUCUAUUUUUUCUACUACUAUUGCUGCAAAGUCUCCCAGUGUUUCAGAAGAGCCAUUUGAGGUGACAGCCGGGGACAUAUGGGCUGUUGGGGGAGCAGAUUCGGAGCUGACUGUGGCUACAACAAGAGCAGAGCUUGUGGAGACCACAGUGGAGGCUGGUGGGGAAGAGCAUUCGGCCAGAGAGGAGGUCUCAGAGACCAUGGUGGGGUGGGAGAUGCUGGAGCCCACACUGCUAACUGAAAUGGAACAGACAGUGGAAAUGUCUGUGGGGACAUCCUUUUCUGGAGGCAGUUCCCCAGGCACCCAGACUCUUUCUGGGAGUGAGCAACACCCCACUGCUUCUGCGUCUCCGUGGGACAGGGCUGUUGAACCUGCGCUGGAUCCCAUUUGGAAUGACACCGAGUCGGCCACUGAGACUGUGGCAGCAGAGAGGAGCUUGUCACCACAGGCUGGGGAUGCCCGCAUGCCCAUGCUGCCAACAGAGCUGCCCUGGGACUCAGCACAGGUGAUCUGCAAAGACUGGAGCAACCUUGCGGGGAAAAACUACAUCAUCCUGAAUAUGUCGGAUAACAUUGACUGUGAGGAGUUUCGGCUGGAGAGGGGUCCCCAGCUCUUGGCACUGGUGGAGGAUGCCUUCUCCAGGCAGGCGGACGGACUGCAGGACCGCUGGCUGAUCUCUCUGAGCAAACCCAAUGAGAACGACAAGCACUUGCUAAUGACGUUGGCAGGGGAACAGGGCAUCAUCCCUACAAAAGAUGUUCUCAUGGCACUGGGGGAUGUUAAGAGGAGCUUAGCCGAGAUUGGCAUCCAGAAUUACUCAACCACAACAAGCUGCCAGUCACACCCCAACCAGACACGCAGUGAUUAUGGGAAACUCUUUGUGGUACUGGUGAUCAUUGGCUCCAUCUGUGCCAUCAUCAUCGUAUUGGGGCUCAUAUACAACUGCUGGCAGAGACGCCUGCCCAAGAUGAAGAACGUGUCGCACGGCGAGGAGCUGCGCUUUGUUGAGAACGGCUGCCAUGACAACCCCACCUUGGAUGUGGCCAGUGACAGCCAGUCAGAAAUGCAGGAGAAGAAACCAAGCGUGAAUGGUGGAAACACCAUCAAUGGCCCUGACAGCUGGGAUGUCCUGAUCAAUAAGCAGGCGAGCGAGGAUGUGGAUGUGUUUGAGGAAGACACGCAUCUUUAGGAAAAGAAGGGAGGGAACCACCCCCUUAAACACACUUGUCUCUCUCCUAUCUUGACUGAUGGACCAUGGGAUCAGAUGGCUUCUCAGGAACUUCUUAAAGGCUUGGAAUGGGACAAGUCUUUGUGCAAGUUUUCCCAAUAGAAGUCCUGAGCCUGCAUCUGCGGCUUGGAGCCAGGAGGAUCACUGAACAGAGGGAAGCGGGAGGGGUGGGUUUGUAGGUCUCUGUGUGUGUGUUCCUAUCAGUAGCACCAAUGCUUUUAUCACCUUUAAAUGCACUUACUGUAGCUCUCUGGUAGUGGCUGAGAGUGGCUGGGCUUGACAAGCAAGGCAGUGAGGCUAAGUCUGCCGCCAAGAGUCCAGCUUUGGAGAGUAAAUUCACUUUGGGAGUCCAGCUGGAGCUAUGGCAGCCACAUCCUGACCUUGAGAUCACAUUCAGUCCCUGCAGGUGAAGUAAAACCUGUGCAUUCUGGAUGGAGGGGAGCCAAGACUGAGUUGAUAUCCUGGGCAGUGUUUGCAUUCCUCAUGUGAAAAGAGGUUUUCCAGUGCUCUAGCAUUCAGCUGCUAAUUAGAUGGGCUGAUGUUUACAUUCCGGGGGGAAAAAAAUCCCACUGUCAUCUCAUUUCCCCCCUCAAACCACAAACAGCCCUGCUCCCUUUUUCAGCUCCACAGCUCCAAGCUGAGUUUGCAAAGUUUGAGCACUUUAUCCUUGCUUGACUGAUUGCAGAGAAUUCAGUGCCAUGGUGCAGCAUCUUAGCUGAAAAUUUGCUUUAGGUUGGAGAGUUGCUCAAAAAGGACAUUUACAUGCCUCUUUCACACAACACCUGUGAAAGCAGCAGCAGUGUCCCUUGUCUAAGUAUCAGUUUUAGAGUGGCAGGCCUUCUCCAUGCCUAUUUUCCAGGAUAGUUUAGUUUCUGUUGGGUCUUUUUGAGGUAAAUGUAAAGACUAUGUGAGACUUUUUAAACAAGGAGAAAAGUAAGAACUUGAAAACAUAAUUUUUUGGUCCUUUUGUUUCCUUUUCAGCAUCCUGCCCUGAGGGGGGGAAGUGUCCCACAGGUGUAAAUCGGGGUAACAUCUUUAAAAUCACUGCAUUUUUAAGCAAGUGUAAAAGCCAGUUCAGAUGAGAUGAGGAUCAGAUCUAAGAGCUCCCUAAUGAACGUUUCUCAGGCAUGCCUCAGGCAACUAUGAGGCUCCAGCUCCCUGAAGAUGUGUGAUAAAAGGCACGUGAAUAUGCAUAAUUGUUCUCUGAGCCCUGCCUAAACUGAGACUCAGAACUACUGUCAAGCCUGAAAUCCCAGAACAGUUGUUUCUUCUGUCAUCAAGGGAUUGAGGGACUUGCUUCUGUCAGAGUCAACAGUAUUCCUCUCUGUUACGGUGAUCUGCAUGCUUGCUUACUGAAAGGUGCAGCUUUGCAUUUGGUCUUUAAGGGAACCUUUGUACAGAAAGACCCCAGAUAUGCAGCCUGAUGCCAAGCCUGUAAAUCUAUCCCUGUAUGUACAGAUAUUUUAGCAUGUUCAUCCCUGAUGUGAGUGCCUAAGCCAAGGUACGAGAGUCUGUUGUUUCAUUUUGCAUAGCCCUUUGCAUACAAACUGAAUCGCAGAUCACCUUGAUGUAGGACCACGUUGAGAUCAGUCUGUUAGGGAUUCAAGAAAGGUGAUAGCUGUUGGUUUCCUACCCAGAUUCCAGUUUUCAGUGUUUUUUAUGCUGCCUCCAAAUCUUUCCCUGUAUUAUGUAGGAGAUGGUGAUCAUCGGCUCCUUUUGUAUUUUGUUGGUAGGGUUGCAGAGAUGCUCAGAGGAGUUCCCUCUCCUGCCCCAGCAGUUGACAAUGGGGGACAGUCCAUGUACGUGUGGUCCUUCUCCAACCACUCCUUGCUGAUGGCUCCUUCUGAGUUUGAUGGGUCUGUGCAGUGAAACUGCACAAGUUCAGUGGCUGUGUUGAUGGCACUUUGGAGCUCACACGAUUAAAUGCAAGUUGUUGUUAUGAUAUGGUGAGUAAAUUUAAAGCAUGGAGUUAAAAUUUGAGUUUGUAUAGCACUUAGCGUAACAGGACGUGGCAUGGCCAUGGCCUUUAGGCAGUUUCACCGUAUAAAUGUCUCUAUAAUCAUUAAAUAAGUUUUUAAUGCCCAGUGGCUAUUAAAAUGGUAACAUCACCAAUCAGAUGUGAAUUAGUUCACUGACAAAACAUUUCCUUGGUGCACAUUGUUGCUAGGACCUGCUUUGCUGCCCUGUUUUCUCUCCACUUUACUAAUUCAGAGAAACGAAAGGUGCUGGCUGGGCUCAGCACCUCCUGAACUGGUGUAAAGUCUUCAAACUGUAAAGAAACCAAGGGGGCUAUAUGGGCUUACUAAUAAGCUAGCAAGUUCCCCUGAUUUGAUCUUCUGGCUUCUUAUGGUCUGAAGGUUUUCCAGGCUGAGAACAAUCUUCUGCUGUCUCUGACAGGGUGUACCUGACUGUAUGAUCUCAGUUUAGCUCCAGAAAUUUACUGGUUAAUAGGAUUUCACUUUAGUCUGGUGAUACUUUUUAUACCUUUACCGUCUGUUUUUCCUCUGUAUCAUUUUUUUGCACUAGGCUGAUCUUGUUAAGUCGAUUGCACUGUUGUCCCUCUCCCCCUCAGCCUUGCAGAGAUGGGUCAUCUCUGGGGACCUGUGUGCUGGGGAGCACUGUAGGGAGGCUGUUGAUAGCCCACUUACUCUACUGGUCAGUGCUUGGGUUUCCAGCUCUACACAGGGAGGAUUUAGAGGAAGAGAAACUUUGUCUUAGCAUUUGUAACGGGAAGCUUUUCUAUCACCUUAACGUAGUUAAACUUGUUUUUAACAAAAACUGUCAAAGCUGGACUUCUCAGAGCAGUGCGCCAGGCAGCACAGCAGAUGCAGGAGACAAAAUGAUUCCUGGAAAACUGUUUUCUGCUUACUCGGACUUCACUGUAGUCCCAUCUGCCAAACGUUCGAUCGCACUGACACCUAGUGGCUGCUGGGAGUUGGAGAGGAAAAAUAAUAAAAAAGGACUUUUCCCCCCUCUUAGCUCUGGGUAUUUGUUUCCUGUGACUAGCCUAGGACAGUCACCUGCUUUAUUCACGAGGUGCUGUUGGACUCACCUGUGAGCAGAGGGGCUUGUGCCAGGCACGUAAGGGAUGGUUUGUGUGAGGACAUUCCCAUCUGCAAAGCAAUGAAAUGGGAUAUUCCCUGGAGUCACCGGUCUAGAGGCCCUGCGUAGCAAUAGUGUCUCAGCUCCAUCUCCCUGCUUGCUCCUCCACUUGCCCCCUCUCGUCCUGGGGAGCACAUCCAGAAAGCAGAGGCUCCAGCUUGAAAUGGAGGUGGUUCUUCAGAGAGAGCAUCGGGUGCUGGUGUGAGGAGCUCUGCCCCGGGGAACACUGGUGAUGGCAGCAGCUGGAUGCAUGGCCAAGGUCAGAGUGGUUCUCCAUCUCUGUGGAACAGUAGCCAGAUGUGGUCUGGGAUGGCCAAGCUGCAGAUUACUCCCUGAUGCCUGGAACAGCAUCUGUGAUGUGGAGUCCAACGUGUGCUAGGACUUGGCAUCCUGCAGACCGCCUCGUGGUAUGGAGGGUGUAAAGAAACGAUGUGAAGUGACUCGGUAACUAUGCUGUGGAGUAUGUAAUGCAGGUUGAGAAUAUACAGCUGAAGAUACCACCUUAAGGAUCCUGCCAGCCCAAGGAUGCAGUGUGAAGUGGCAGUAUGUUAUCGUAUGGAUUAUCGCAGCAUGACCAUAGAGCAUCGCAGCAGGAUCCCAGCGCAGCCACUGCUGUCAGCAGCUCGUCUGUUCCCAUCCACCUUCGCAGCCACGCAGGAACGCCUCUCUCCUUCACAGAGGGUUUGGGGCAGUUUGGACAGUCAAGAGACAACAACCACCUUCAUCUGUGCUGGCUCACGAGAGCCUUGUGGGCUCAUCUCGGCUGACAGCCAGGCUCCCAGCCCUUCUCAACACCCUCAUUCCUGCUGGACUGAAACUGUCUGCAAGCUUUGGCCGCUGCUUGGGAUUGCUGCCGGAGAACACUUAGAAACACUCGCGUCUGGCCCUGGAAGCGACAGGGUUGUGUUUUUUUUUUUUUUUCCUUUGCAAUAAAAUGCACCUCCUGGGUGUGUGAACACUGA